Messenger RNA from Henningerozyma blattae CBS 6284, 4632 nucleotides. RefSeq names its product Spo71p (gene SPO71). Gene Ontology annotation, biological process: ascospore-type prospore membrane formation; protein localization to prospore membrane. The record is from RefSeq and is a predicted model, not a curated record. Gene Ontology annotation, cellular component: prospore membrane. The transcript has a single exon. Bases 1 to 4632 code for a protein of 1543 amino acids. NCBI's taxonomy places the organism in Eukaryota, Fungi, Ascomycota, Saccharomycetes, Saccharomycetales, Saccharomycetaceae.
AUGAAUAAUAUUAUCGAUGAUGCUCUUCGAGCUACAACAGAUGAUUUAGAAUAUAUCCGAAGAACCACAGCUUAUUCUUCAAGAAAUAUGAAUUUUUCUUUUAAAAGUAACGAUACUGAUAAGAAUAAUUCUCCAGAGAAUAAAAAUGACACAGAAGAUAUAGACAUUAUAAAAAUUCCUAAAUUAUCUUACACAGCUUAUAAACUAUUAUACGCGUCACCUGUAGAAAUAUCUUCGUGCUCCAAAAUUGUAUUAUUAGGUGGUAUACCAAUUCAAUGGUAUAUUGAACAAAAAGCUGGAUUUUGGCAUAUUAUCUCUUUUUUGGCAUUUAGAAACCAAAGAAGGACUAUUAAAAAACAAACAACUUUGAGAUAUAGAGCUGUGUAUCAUAGAAAGCAAAAAAAAUUCCACUAUUCCACUGCUGCUGUUAAUGCCUUUAAAUCAACUUCACCACAGUCGAUAAAUAAGGCCACAGAUAAUAGUAAUAGUGAUAAUAAUUCAACUGCUAGACAAGACCAUGUUAAACAUAAGAAAAAAUUAAAAAUAAAACAAAAGUAUAAGCAUAUUAAAAGUAAAAAAGUAUCUUCUCCUACUUAUUUCAAAACAAGCAGUAACAAACACAAUAGUAAUAAGAGGAAGUUGAAGUCACAUUUAGUUUCAUUUUCCACAGAUACUCCUGCCCCUAUUAUUUCUGACUAUACUACUCCCAUAACUCCCAAUACUUCUACAGAAACCGACAAUGGUUCUGAUAAUAUACGGCAAGAUACCAACACUAUUUCAAAUAUUUUGGAAAACAACGGUUUUCGAGAUCCCUUAUGGAAGGAUACAGUUAUUAUACCAACAGAAUCCACCAAAACGAUAUAUAGUAGUGUAAAGAAUCAAUUACUUGCCAGAAAUACAGUUGCCACUCAAACACCAGCACAGAUGAAUGAACCAAAAAUAAUUUAUGAAAAAUCGAAAUCUUUUAUUACAAACGACCAAAAUUUGGACAAAGAAGAUAAAGAAGGUAUAGCUUUGAGUGCAUAUAAGUUUCAUAAAAGAGCUUAUACAAUUACUUCAAGUAGUCCUCAGAAUUAUUCUACGUUAAUUAAAGGGACAGCUGAAGCACCUAAUACUAUAACUUCAAAAACUGGGAAUAGACAUAUCUAUAGGCAUAAUUCAAAAGACUCAAUUCAUUCUUUAAACCAAAAUGAUAUUAGUACUCACCAAAACUCAAAAUAUUUCACCGCAAAACAGACUUUAAACAGUCAUCAAAAUAAAAAUAAUAAUAUUCCUUUCAAUGAUAAAAAUUUAAUCAGUCUAUUAACACCAACUACAGAUGAAACAAAUCCUACUAGUGGAUCUGCCCAAGAUUUCUUUACUGCAAGCGAUUUUAAAGGUCGUAAGACGCCAACAAUCAUUAUUAAUAACCCAUCGUCCUCUUCAAAUACCACGAAUGAUGACGAUCAAAGAAAUUCUACAAUCGCUACAACUUUUAAUAUCAAUGGAAAAACAGUUCCAACCGUACCUUUGACACCUUCUUUAUUAGAAAAAUUUCCUCCAACAACCAUUGUAACAGAAACAAAUUCCAGUUCAAGUUCAGCUUCUCAAUCGACUUCUAUCUCACAAUAUUACAGUAUGGAUGAUGAGAGCAGGUUAAAUAGUAACGAGAGUAGGCCAAGUAAAGAUAGCAUAAGAACAACUCAAAGUUUUAAUGGCCAGGGAACCAGUAUGAGUAGAGAUUAUUUGCAUCCUAUUGAUUCAAUGUCAAGCAAUACAAUUGACAAGAAAACGAUAAAAGUCUAUCCUAAGACUAGCUCUGAUUAUAAUUUAGAAAGACUAAAACCAGUCAACUCACAAUCACCGACUUUUUCAAUUCAAUCAACUAUUUCAAACUCUCAAGAUGAUAUUCCACUUGCCACACAAAAAUCAAGUAAAUUAAAUCAUUUUAAAUCAAAAAGCGGAGAAUUAUUUAAACACAUUGUUAAGCUAGAAAAUAGUAGCGGCAGUAUCUUAAAGAAACCGAAAUUAAGGUCAAAACAAAAACUAGAUCUUUCUCCUGUUUCGACAAUAUCUUCAAAUGUAACAAGCAACCACAAAUCCAACCUGACAAAACUAACUGCUGUUCCUCCUAAACCAAUUGACUUACCAAGAGAUGAAAUAAUUCAUUUAUUAAAUCCUCCAGUUUAUAAACAGCCAUAUAUCCGAAGUCACAUAUCCGAUGCUAAAUCAUCAGCUAAAAAGACUGUCAAAAGUACAUUGUCUGAUUUUGCACAUACUGAAUAUGAAAUUUAUCGACAUAUUCGAAGAAAACUAAAAUAUGGUAAAGUCAUAAUGAUGGAAAGAAUGCUUGUUAUGGUAAAGGAAGCAAUUAUUCAAAAGGAAAUCUCACCAGAAUUUAAUGAAUGUGAAAAUAUUGAUACUAGAGUAUUCGAUAGAUGGAAGGAAUAUAUUGUAGUUGCCAGAGCUACAGGAAAUGCAGUCAAACCAAUAUUAAUUCAAUUUUAUCAUAAUCGAAAAAUUCCAGAAAUAUCGACUGAAAUAAGAGACGCAACUACUAUACGAGGCAAUUCCCUAGAUUUUUAUCUAAGUCGAGAAUGCUUUAUUGGAUUUUAUAGUACAUUAGAUAAAACUAUUUGCAUUCAAAAACCAGAUGACAAAUUAUUCAGAUUAAACGAGGGUAUUGAAUACAUUGAUUAUAAAGAUAUCGACCCUCUUAAAAUUUUUAUUUUAAGAUCAAAGACUUUUUAUUCAUCACAUAAAUGGCAUGAUUUUUUAAAAAGUUCUUUAGGGAUCAAUACUUUACCAAAGAAUGUCACUAUUAAAAUUCCUGAACUUUCUGCCUCCAUUAAUAUUAGCCUAACUACUACCCUUUUGAAUUACUUACAAUAUAAGGAAACAGAAGAAAACCAAUAUUUAAAAAUUGCCAUCUUGGAUAGGGGGUAUAAAGUGUUUCAGUAUCCAUUAUUAAGGUUUCUUAACAUUCUAAUCUUUGAUAAAUUUAGAGAGGCUAGAUUCCAUGAGAUUUUAAAAAAAUGGGAAGCCCCAAAUAAUAUUAUGGGUUGUGAUAUUAAACAUUAUGAUAGGAUUGAAUGGGUUCCAUCACACGAAUCUGACCUACUUGGUUGUGCUUAUUCAACCAUAAAAUCACACAUUUUGGAAUAUAGAUCUUUAAUUCAAUAUUCUCGAGAAACAUUUAACGGUUCAGAAAUUCUCGUGGAGCCUUCAGCUACAGAAGGUUUUUUGAUAAGGUUUACUGAUAAAUAUGGUGCAGACCGAACAAAAUUUGGGAAACUUUUUAUUAGACCUUCAUAUUUCUUUACGAGUGAUAAUUUACUAUUUUACAUGUCAUCCUUAAAGGCAAUUCCUCCUCUGCCAAAAGAGGCUGCAGUUGAUGAUAUGAUGAAUCCAUAUGAAAUGGAUAAGAUUAAACACAUAAUGGACUCUCUACCAAAUAUAUACGAGCAAAAUCCGUAUGAGGUUAACCUUUCGAGCCAAAUUAAUUGGCUAAAUAAAAAUAUUACUUCAGAAGAACUUAACGAACGUGAUAUGUAUGGUUUUAAAUGUUUUAAUAGGAGAAUAUUACAAAUUUUAAAAGCAGAAAGUAUCAUUGACUUAGCAUUAGUAAAAGAUGUAUAUCAAGGGACAAGCAGAGAUUUGCAACAUAACGAAUUGAAAUAUCAUGUUCUAGUCACUGCUACUUUAGCAUUUUGGCAGAAGAGAGUAACUGUGCAAGAUAUUGCAGAAUCCACAAUAUUUAUUAAAACAGGAAACAACUUGUUAUUAAAGUUACUUGCCCCAUCUGCUGAUAUAGCAAGAGAAUGGGUAUGCAGAUUACAAAAACUUGUAAGAUAUUGGAGGAUAAAACAAAGUAAUUUAGUAAAAAGAAUGCAAGAUAUCAAACAGAAAAAUUUACUACAUUUAAGAAUGACACACAAUGAAGAAGCAAAUAUUGGAAUGACAACAUCUAAAUGGGUUGCGGAUAGAGGUAUAGCUGAUGCUUCAAUUUAUCAUAUUAACGGAUUAUCGUUAUUAAGACCAAUCAUUCUAAAAGGAUUUCUUUAUCAAAAACCGUCUAAGCAUUCUGUAUUUAAAAAAUAUUUUACAAUAUUGGUUCCUGGAUUUCUUUUAUUGUACAGUUGUUACCAUAGAUCACCCGCAGGAUAUGCUAAACCUGUUUUAAAUUAUAAGUUCCAUUCAAGCUUAUCUUUAGAUGAAAGCUAUUUGUAUUCGGGAAGGACAUCUGAACCAGAUUUACUUAAAAGGGAUAAAAUGUUUGAUGGUAUUAAUCCAGGUAGCCACUCUCUUCCAAGAGUAUAUAAUGAUGGCUGGAGGUCUUGUGAAGACGAAACUUCAAGGUGCUUUACACUUUGGUUUGGAACGAAAAGAGCAAUUUCAAAAUAUUCUAAAGAUAUUGAGGAAAAUACCGAUUAUUACUCUGAUAUCAAUAUCGACGAAAGCCCUUCAACAAGCUCCUCGUCAACAUUAGAGAAUGUAGAAAACACACGUUUAGUAAGAACGGUAAAUAGAUUAGGUGUUGGUGGUAAGACUAUGGUAUUUAUGGCGAGAUCAAGACAAGAAAGGGAUUUAUGGGUUCUAUCCAUUUAUUAUGAGCUUGAAACAGUUCGCAAAGCUAAUUUACAACAGUCGUAA